Messenger RNA from Gambusia affinis (western mosquitofish), 5105 nucleotides. Its product is annotated as gastrula zinc finger protein XlCGF26.1-like. The record is from RefSeq and is a predicted model, not a curated record. Bases 2682 to 4583 code for a protein of 633 amino acids. Gene Ontology annotation, molecular function: RNA polymerase II cis-regulatory region sequence-specific DNA binding; DNA-binding transcription factor activity, RNA polymerase II-specific. NCBI's taxonomy places the organism in Eukaryota, Metazoa, Chordata, Actinopteri, Cyprinodontiformes, Poeciliidae. The transcript has 3 exons. Gene Ontology annotation, biological process: regulation of transcription by RNA polymerase II.
CCCCCUCCAUGGGCUGCCACCUUAUCGUGGUGGGGGGGUUUGAGUGUCCCAGUGAUCCUAGGAGUCUUGCUGUGGGGGCUUCAUGCCUCUGGUUGGGCCCCCCAGUGCAGACGGGUCCAAGGUGAGGAACCAGACCAAGUGCAGCCCAAAGAUCCUUAUGAUGAAAACGACCAUUGGAAACAGUGGUUCUGCUGGCCCCUACAUGAGGCCCCACCCUGGAGCCAGGCCUGGGGGGGGGGGGCACGUUGGGGAGCCCCUGGUGGCCGGGCUUUAGCCCACAGAGCCCGAAAAGAGCUGAUGGGUUCCGGCUAGAAAUAGUGGGACUCACUGCAGUGCAUGGCUCUGGUUCUGGAGCCAGUCUCCUUGAAAGGGGUUGGAUGUUCUCCCACCCUGGAGUUGCCCCUUGUGAGAGGCGCUGGGCAGUUGUGGGCUGACUUGUUGACUUGUUGUGGGCUGACUUGGUGCCUGUACAUUGGGGUGAACAGGAGGACAGCCUCUCCCUCUACCUACGGGUUUGGGUCGGGUUCUGACUGUUUACCCAGCCUUUUCAAGUCCUUGGAGGGGGUACUGGAGAUAACACUCUCCUGGGCAGUUCCCAGGAGAGUGCCCCUCCUGGGAACUGCCUUGUUAUACUGGAGAGGUUUUCUCUGCAGGGUCUCUGGGCUCCUUAGAGGAAGGAUGAGAAGCCCAGAGAUCCAGGAUUGAUGUUGAUACAUAUAUCCAGGGUUUCCCCCAGUGCAUUAUAAGCCCCCUGACCUCCUACAUGGAGGUAGGAGUCCAGAUUAAACUUUUGUCCAGUUUUUAACUCCUUUGAGUGUUUUCUUCACUUCUUGUCCGCUCGUCUCACCCUCCGUUCUCUACCGUCACGGUUGUGCUGUCCUUCUUCCUCCCUCCUCCUCCUAUCUCAACCAAUCACGAGUCACGCACUGGACUGACUGUCUGAGCUGUUGCUGCUGCUGGCUCCGUUGCCAUGGUAAUUAAUUGUCCGUCAUCAACCAGCAGCUGUGAUGACUCAUCCAGUAAAAAGGAUAUGUGGGAAUAGGAAUAUAUAUUCCAGAGUUUAAAAAAUGUAUUUCAAAAAGAAUAUCAGAUCAUUUGUCGGUUUUUACAGCAGAAAUGGUGGCAGUUAUAUUAAGCUUGCAAUAUAACUGUGAGGAGAUUCGACCAAUGAGGGUGGUGGUGUGCACAGAUUCUAAAGCAGUAGUAGAAAGUAUCAAGGGAGAAGGAAAUAACAGAAAAGAUUUAGUAUUAGAAAUUCAUCAUAUUUUAUUUAGAUUAUAUAGGGGUAGCAUUGAUGUUUGGUUUUGUUGGCUGCCAGCACAUGAAGGAGUAAAAGGCAAUGAAAAGACAGAUAAAUUAGCUAAAAGGGCUUUAGAGGGGGAAAUAACAAUUUCAAUUCCUUUUGUGAAAGGGGAAGGAAAAUCACUUAUUAAAAGUAAAGAAAUGGAGGAAUGGCAAAAAAAUGUGGAAUGAAGAUAAGAAAGGAAGAAGAUUAUAUGAAGUGCAAAAGUCAGUUAGAAUUCGAAGCAUUAAUGAAAGAAACAGAAAAGAAGAAAUGAUAAUUAGUAAAUUAAGAAUAGGUCAUAGCUACUUAAAUGACAUGCUUUAUUUAAUAGGGAGGAAAAAUAAUGAUAAAUGUGAGAAAUGUGGAGAGAAAGAAAAUGUAGAACACAUACUGAUGAACUGUAAGUCAUAUGAACUCGAAAUGGAAGAAUUAAAGAGAAUAGUUAGAAGAAUAGGGCAUGAAUGGAAUCUUAAAGGUAUAUUAGGAAAUGAAGGAAACAUAAUAGAUAUUCACAAAUUAAGGAAAGCAUUGUUUAUUUAUCUUAAGAAUACAAAAUUAAAAAAUAGAAUUUAAUAGAUGUGAAGUAAUGCAGCUACACACUCAUGUACAGUAGGUGGCGGUAUGCACCUUAAAGUUGCUUGUGAUCCGCCAUAAUAGAAAAGAAGAAGAAGAAGAAAGCUCAUCUAGUCUGUCCCCAUACACAACAAUGGAGCAGCUGAUGAGGUCCUCAGUGCAAAAAGCGUUUUUUGUUUUUUUUUUGUCGCCACGUUAACUCAGAAUCCCACCAGAAAUAAUAAUAGCUCCAAUGCCGUGGUCAAGCCGCACGUUUUGAUACCACUUUUGUAGGGGUGCACGCAGCGGUUCGAGCCACAUUCACGGUAAUAGGUGCAUAACAAUAGGUUCCUGCCUCCAAUGAAUUAAAUCCUCAUGAACCGCCCUCCUUGCCAGUAGGUUGCGGUAAUGGUUACCUAACGGCUUUUCCCAAACCGACAACUAAACUCAAGAAGAACUGUGAUGCUAGCAGCGUUAGCUUACCUUCUGCUUGGACUCAAUCUGGAGAGUUUGACCAUCGGCGGGAUGAAUAUGUGAAUGUUUACACUAAUAAUGUCUUCAGUCCAGCUAAAACGAGACCUCGGCAACGAGCAGUUAACUCCUGCUGAAGAGACAUUCACAGGGUUUAAGGAAAUUAUCGUGAAGGAGGAAGAGAUGGGCGAUCAGCGCAGACUGCGGGAUUUCGCUCGGACACCCCGGUUCACUUCACACCGAAAAGGAGGUAAAGUGACAAAGCGUCGAUCUACAGAAUUAUGUUUGGAAAGAGGAGGUUCCUUCUGACCAGCAGCUCUGCAAACAGGAGAGGGAUUCCAGUUUGGACCAGGAGGAACCAGAACCUCUGCAGAUGAAAGAAGAGCAGCAAGAGCCAGAACAUCCCUGGACUAAAGAGGAAGUAUUGGAGAUCUGCAUAGGUGAGCAUGAAGACCAACUUGAACCGAAUCAGGAGAAUGAAGAUGAUGAAGAAAAGAACCACUUUAAACCAGAACUAAUCAGGAACCAAGUCAUCUCUCAGGACUUCAGUGAACCUGAGAACCAGGAUCAAGAAGGAAAACAUCAUAAAGACUCAGGGUCAAAGCAAGAUAAAGCACAGAAACCAGAUAAGAGAUGUCUGAAAACCAUAAAGAGUAACAACUUAGACAAUCCAAAACCCAAAACUCAAAAUAGUAACUUGACCCAGCAGUUGAAAAGGCACAUAGGUGAGAAGCGUUUUCCAUGUACAACAUGUGGAAAAUGUUUUAUAAAAAAAGGACAUUUAAUAGUUCACAUGAGAAUUCACACCGGUGAUAGGCCUUUCAAAUGUCUUUCCUGUGGAAAAAGUUUCACUAAAAAAUCAGUUCUUGAUGAACAUGUCAGAAUCCACUCAGGUGAGAAGCCUUUCUCUUGCAUGAUUUGUGGCAAAAGUUUUGGCCGAAAAUGCAAUUUGACUUAUCACAUGAUGCUUCACACAGAUGAAAGGCCUUAUCCCUGUGAUACCUGUGAAAAAACUUUCAAAUCAAAAGUUUCAUUGAAUGAUCAUAUGAAAAUUCACACAGAUGAGAAGCCAUUUUUAUGCGUGACCUGUGGGGAAGGGUUUAUUCGAAAAUGCCAAUUAAUAGUUCACAUUAGAACUCACACUGGCGAGAAGCCUUUUACCUGUCAGUCCUGUGGAAAAAGCUUCAUUACAAAAUCUGAUUUGAAUAAGCAUGUGAGAAUUCACACAGGUGAGAAGCCUUUUAAAUGUCUGUACUGUGGAAAAAGCUUUACUAGAAAAUCAGAUUUUAAUAAGCACAUCAUAAUUCACACAGGUGAGAAACCUUUUAAAUGUCUGUACUGUGGUAAAAGCUUCAUAAGAAAAUCAGAUUUUAAUAGGCACGUCAGAAUUCACACAGGUGCCAAGCUUCUCUCUUGUAUAAUUUGUGAGAAAACUUUCAAUGAGAAGGCUCAUUUAACCAAUCACAUGAGGUGUCACACAGAUGAAAGACCUUUUACCUGUAAUAUUUGCAAAAAAACUUUCAGAGCAAGAAGUUCAUUAACUGAACACAUGACAGUUCACACAGGUGAGAAGCGCUUUUUGUGUGUUACCUGUGGAGAACGGUUUAAUCGAAAAAGCCAGUUAGUGGUUCACAUUAGAAGGCACACAGGUGAGAAGCCCUUCCUGUGUGGGAUCUGUGGAAAGGCUUUCCAUCAUAGCCACACCUUAAGAGUUCACUUCAUGGCUCACGCAUUAGAGUCUCAUUUUCAAUGUACAACAUGUGGAAAAAGUUAUGAAGAAAAAGUACAUUUCACAAUUCACAUGAGAACUCACACAGAGAAGUCUUCCUCUUGUACAAUUUGUGGCAAACAAUUUGCUCAAAAAGGGGAUUUGUGUGAUCACAUGAGAAUUCACACAGAUGAAAGAUCUUUUUCCUGCGAUACCUGUGAAAAAAGUUUCAGAUCUAAAGAUGCAUUGAAUAAACACCAGAGAGUUCACACAGGUGAGAAGCCAUUCUUUUGUGUGAUUUGUGGCAAAGGUUUUUCUCAAAAAGUGCAUUUGACUAAUCACAUGAGGACUCACACAGAUGAAAGGCCUUUUCCCUGUAAUAUCUGUGAAAAAACUUUCAGAAGAAAGGAUUUAUUGAAUAGACACAUGAGGGUUCACACAGGUGAGAAGCCAUUUUUGUGCAAGACAUGUGGAAAAGCAUUUUGCCACAGCAGUAGCUUAAAAACUCAUUUCAUAACUCACACAGAUGAAAAACCUUUUCAAUGUGUUGCGUGCGAAAACAGUUAACUUAGAAAAACACAUUUGAUACUUCACAUGAGACCUCACUCUAGUGAGUAAAAGAGAACAAUAGUUUUGUAUUUGUUACAUUAAAUUAGAAACAAAAAUGUUGAACAAGUUGUUAAAGUUUUAUGCAUUUCUUUAUCAUUCAUUCCUGAAAAUUUUAAAUUAUAUUAUUUUCUCUCAAGUGAACCUCUUCUUUUACAGAUGAUAUUCUUUAUAGUGGUGCACAGCUUUACCCAAAAUGUGUUCCCUUUGGGUAAGGCCUUAUGUUUGUUGUAAAUACAAUAAGUUUGUACUUUGCUUUUGAGCAGUGCUGUGAAAAAAUAGAAUUGCAAAGAGCAUAUGCAAUAAAAAUGUAAGACAUGUAUUUGAUGUCUGUUGCUCAUUUACCUCACUAACUGUAGAUCUCAUUUGUCUGUGCAAAUUAUAUUUAGUGGUGUCAAGCAGGUACUGUGUUAACCAGAUCUGACUUUUUUGCAAUGGGAAACACUUUCAGAGUGAAAUGUCAUAAUGAAAACAUGACGGAUC